CGAGAUCCUUGUGUCUCGAGGCAUCGCCCCAGUCCACGGCACCAGCAUGUUUCACAUCGCUAGCCAGUCUUACAUGCAUCGUGUUCACCCUCUAACCUACACUUUUCCAGACGACACAUCAUGCCGGUGCCAGCAUCAGGAUGUAUCAGCUCGACACUCUUUUUUAUCCACCGGUCUUAGACAGGAGGGCUUUCGGCAUUUCCUCUCCACCAAACGAUCACAAAUCGACGUCCAGGAGGCAUCGGCAAGGACUAAUCAUCCUAGAAAUGGCAAGAUAAACAUGAUGGACGGUGCAUUUGAUAGCACGGAUGAAGGGUCCUCCUCAAUCUUGAGGCGUUCCUCCAGCUUUGUGGCUCCGAACACACAACCUGCCCGACUUUCGCGAGUACGGUUCCUGUCCGAUGAGGAUCUGAGGUCAAAGCAAAACUCCACUUCCUAUCGAGGAGGGAACCCUUUCUCAAACCCUUUCACAGACGAGAUGACUUCAGUAUCGAGAAGGACUUCCAGCUCAUCAGAUACAACCACUUACCUCCGUCCGAAUGCAUUUGCCGGACAUCGAGACACAUUGGCUCGCUUACCUCGUUACGCCUUUAUCCAUGACCAUGAUGACAACGAACUUGCUUCGAGGGUCUUAUCACUUUCAACAGACAGGGCGUUAUUUCCAGUUUCUCGGGUCAAGGUCCCAUUGGCUCACAGCGACACUUUUCUUCCUGAACCUAUCGUCAAUGCAGUGCUGGAGCUUUUGUCUUUCGAGGAUUACAAAGCUCUACGUCUCGUAUGCCGGCAAUGGAACGUCAGCAUUCCACUGCCUUGUUUUCCAGCCGUCUUUCGCCUUCCAAGAGAGAUCCUACAACAAGUCUACUCAUACCUCUCACUGUGUGACUUUGAUGCUGCUCGCCACACAUCCCGAGCUUGGUAUCUGGCCAGCCUGGAUUGGAAAGUCCAAGAACCAAUAGCCAGAUCCAGUGGUAUUCGAAGUGCAGUGGACGCGGACAUCCAGCGGCAAAAGGACUCUUUGGCCGACAGACGGAGUAUCGGCAGCGUGUCCGGGCCAUUCGAUGAUGACUACGACAUCAACAAGGAGUGGAUAUGUUCGAAAAGACUGGCCACAGAAAGCAGGCUUUCACCGGACUGGGCCGGGCUUUCGCUUUCUGGCGGCUACGGAUCGUUCACCAGAUUAUCGAUCGUGGAAGAGGUCGAUUUUUCGAAGAUCACUGCGCAAGACGCACCCUCCAGGAGCUCCAGGUCCAUGGUUUCAGCUUGUGGCAGAUUCGUUCUCGUAGUCUGUGGUGGAGACAUUACGUUGUACAGCUUGUCUAAUCCAGAAAAUUCCAUCGUGCCAGUCGUCCGCCUUUCUGCAGGCAUUGAGGUAUUGAAAGUCAGCAUGGAUACCAGCUCCGAGAGGUAUUCGGUUGCAGCAUUGCUUUCAGGUCGUCUCGGCAUGCUCUGGGACUUACAAGGAACUCCAUUGCAGACACGAUAUCGCACCAACUCUGGCGAACCAAUGAAUCUGGGGAUGCAAACAACUAUCCAAGACUCGGCCAUUCACUCUUAUGCAAGGCCUCUCGUUGCGAAUCUGCCAAUUAGCUCUCAGGAACUCCUCGCCGCGGAAGCAAAUCACGACGACUCAUCACCACCUUCGAUGCUCGGACAGGAUCCCUCAGCAGACAGCGACCCCAUUGAAGAUGAUGAGAGUGGGCCUGUAAAACUUGGUAUACCUAUCGAGACACGCGCAACAGCUGUGUAUACGGAUCUUGGUAGCCCGGACGAUCUCCCAAGGAGCGUGGCUAUUUGUCCAAAUCGGAAGUGCGUUGCAUUUGGAUGCCGAAUGGGCAUUGAGCUGCAUUGGGUAGAUGCUUUGACUGGAGGUGACCUCAACCGGUGGUUUCCUCUUGCGGCACCAAGUGAUUACCUCUAUUUCCUGCCACAACGGCCAGGUCUUGAUUCGAGAAAGAAACUCCGGCUAAUAUCCAGUGCGGCCGGUCCUGUUGCUACUGAGUUAUUCCGAAGCGACAGCACGCCUGCCAGAUGGGAAUACUGGCCAACUUCAGCCGCCCACGGACGUCGGCAGAGCUUGACACGUCUCUUCUUCGGCAACCUACCAAUCCCAACUGCUGCCAUUCCGCAAUCAGCACGGCCGGGUUUGGAAGCUCAAGUACAAGGUGAUGAAGUUCAAGGCAUUCUGCGCGCUGUGGACUGUGAUCAUUUCCGAGCAGUUCCAGUCAGCGACGGCUCUCACAUGCUCUUCACGGACCCGGCGAACGGAAUGUUAUGCCUGGGCAGCGAUGCCCCUCUUGGAGGUCCAACUAAGCUUAUCAGGAAGAUUGUCUUUACUCCUCCGGCCCAUCCGAACGGCAGAUACUGCUCGUCGCUGCGGUACACGGCUGGCAAAGCUCUAGACUGGGGGUUGCGUGUUGUUGCUGCCUAUAAUGACGGGCAAAUCGUACUCUACAAUGUCCCUUCAGACAUCUUCAGACGCAUGCAGAAUGUACACAGCUCGACAGAUGUAUGGGAUGAGAACGCCGGAGUCGUUGGACAAAGCGAUUUACUGAUGGAUGCUCUCAUGAGCAGCCACCCGGAUCGGUCUACUGAGACUCUCACCGGUACUGCCGCGGCUUCAAGUCCUCAAAUCUCACCAGAAAGUCCUCUGUAUGUUGACGGCGUUGUGAUUGCUUGUAUUGAGAAUGACUUUGUGGACGACCUUUCUGUGCAGACUGAAGGCGGAGGUUGUUUUGUGUGGGUCUUUUACAGAAGUGGGCGAGCGGAACUGCGCAGUAUUUACUGGCCAAGCAAUCACCGCAAGAGAGUCAGGUACAUUGGUGAAGAUGGUCUUGUCUAUGAUGUGGACGGUGGGAGUUCGGGGACGGACGACGACUCAUAUGAGCACGACAAGGGCAGGGCGACGACGAUUACAGGCGCGGAGCCACAACCAGGGCAUGUGUCUUGGGCAGCCCUAGAUGGUCACGUUGACCAUGCCGCUCGCCCAAAGGCGGCAUGAUCGGGCUAUCUGUAUGGUUCAGGUACGGACGCGACGCGAUAUUUUUAUCUGUGUCGAAUCGGCAUACAAGUGGGAGCAUGGUGCGAUACUCAUUGAUAGCCUUUGAGACUGCGUUUUGCUACAAGUACACCCAUUGUUUGAGAUAGGAGUCGGAGGCUG
Messenger RNA from Exophiala xenobiotica, 3157 nucleotides. RefSeq lists its product as uncharacterized. The transcript is spliced from 2 exons. The record is from RefSeq and is a predicted model, not a curated record. Lineage: Eukaryota; Fungi; Ascomycota; Eurotiomycetes; Chaetothyriales; Herpotrichiellaceae. The coding region runs from base 47 to 2998 and encodes 983 amino acids. Gene Ontology annotation, molecular function: protein binding.